Molecule: messenger RNA, 1212 nt
Organism: Trichechus manatus latirostris (Florida manatee)
Lineage: Eukaryota; Metazoa; Chordata; Mammalia; Sirenia; Trichechidae
Gene: ADORA2A
Product: adenosine A2a receptor
Exons: 2
Coding region: 1-1212 (403 amino acids)
Biological process (GO): G protein-coupled adenosine receptor signaling pathway; adenylate cyclase-activating G protein-coupled receptor signaling pathway
Cellular component (GO): plasma membrane
Molecular function (GO): G protein-coupled adenosine receptor activity
Source: RefSeq, a predicted model, not a curated record
AUGUCUGCCAUGGGUACCUCAGUGUACAUCAUGGUGGAGCUAGCCAUCGCGGUACUGGCCAUCCUGGGCAACGUGCUGGUGUGCUGGGCCGUGUGGCUCAACAGCAACCUGCAGAACGUCACCAACUACUUCGUGGUGUCGCUGGCAGCAGCCGAUAUCGCCGUGGGGGUGCUGGCCAUCCCCUUUGCCAUCACCAUCAGCAUAGGGUUCUGCGCCGCCUGCCAUGGCUGCCUCUUCAUCGCCUGCUUCGUGCUGGUCCUCACGCAGAGCUCUAUCUUCAGCCUGCUAGCCAUCGCCAUUGACCGCUACAUCACCAUCCGUAUCCCACUCCGGUACAGUGGCCUGGUGACGGGCACACGGGCCAAAGGCAUCAUUGCAGUCUGCUGGGUACUGUCAUUCGCUAUCGGCCUGACUCCCAUGCUGGGCUGGAACAACUGUGGGCAGCCGCAGGAGGACAGGAACCUCUCACAGGCCUGCGAGGUGGGCCAGGUGGCCUGCCUGUUUGAGUACGUGGUACCCAUGAACUAUAUGGUGUACUACAACUUCUUUGCGUGUGUCCUGAUGCCCCUGCUGCUCAUGCUGGGUGUCUAUCUACACAUCUUCCUGGCAGCACGGCGGCAGUUGAAGCAGAUGGAGAGCCAGCCAGCACCGGGCGAGCGGGCAAGGUCCACACUGCAAAAGGAGGUGCACGCUGCCAAGUCGCUGGCCAUCAUCGUGGGGCUCUUUGCCCUGUGCUGGCUGCCCCUGCACAUCAUCAACUGCUUCACCUUCUUCUGCCCCAAGUGCACCCACGCCCCACUUUGGCUCAUGUACCUGGCCAUCAUCCUCUCCCACACCAACUCUGUCGUCAACCCCUUCAUCUAUGCCUACCGUAUCCGAGAGUUCCGCCAGACCUUCCGCAAGAUCAUUCGCAGCCACAUCCUGCGGCAGCGGGAGCCCUUCAAGGCGGGCGGCACCAGCGCCCGGGCCCUGGCGGCUUAUGGCAGUGGUGACGGAGAACAGGUCAGCCUCCGCCUCAACAGCCACCCCCUCGGCAUGUGGGCCAAUGGCAGUGCCCACCGUCCUGAACGGCGGCCCAAUGGCUGUGCCCUGGGGCUGGUGAGCAGAGGGGGUGCCCUCGAGUUCCAUGAGGACAACAGCCUCCCACAUGUGGGCCCAGAGUCCCCUGGCCUAGUGGCUCCCCUGGCCCAGGAUGGAGCAGGCGUGUCCUGA